Molecule: messenger RNA, 2935 nt
Organism: Aedes aegypti (yellow fever mosquito)
Lineage: Eukaryota; Metazoa; Arthropoda; Insecta; Diptera; Culicidae
Gene: Cog3
Product: conserved oligomeric Golgi complex subunit 3
Exons: 6
Coding region: 151-2850 (899 amino acids)
Biological process (GO): intracellular protein transport; intra-Golgi vesicle-mediated transport; Golgi organization
Cellular component (GO): cis-Golgi network; COG complex; membrane
Source: RefSeq, a predicted model, not a curated record
GUGAUUUCUUGCUUCGCAUAAACAAAACAAGCUGCACCGCGGAUCGCCACGAAUUUGAUUUUCUCGUCGCGAUCGGUGAUUUUUCCACCAAAUUUCGUGUUUUUCGUCAAACAAAUUAGUUAGUGCUUGUUCAACUCUAGUUCUACAACGAUGGACGACGUCGCAACGAUGAAAAGUGAAAACGCAAACCUACGGAAGAUCCAAUCGCGACUGCUCCAGUGGGAGCAGAAGGACAAUCCUCUGGCGCCGCUCAGCAGUGCCCAGAAUGAGUUCAUCAAUCGGCUGGCCGACAGUUUGACCGGUGCGACUUCCCCUGGCACGAAUCCAUUGAUGGAAAGUCAAGAGCUGAGCCUGGAAAGCAAAACGACUUUGGUGGAUUUCAAGAACUCCGGUAGCGUAAUCGAUUCCACGCAGGACUUCCUUUCCUGGUACAACUCGAUCGAUUCGGAAAUCCUGGAGCACUAUGACGACGUGUAUCUGGAUUACUACGGCCAAUUAAAGCAACGGUCGGUCGAGUGCGACAAGCUGCUGGAGGAGAUCGACGUUUCGCUGGAAUCGCUGCAGAAGCUGACAAAUGAGUACAAGUUCGUGUCGGAGAAGACGUCUUCGUUGCAUCAGGCGAGCGAGAAUCUGCUUCAGGAUCAGACCAAGUUGAACGAAAUCGGUGAGGAGAUUAGGAGACGUCUGAAGUACUUCAGCCAGGCGGAGAGCAUCUACCAGAGGUUGCAGAAUCCGACGUUUUCGGUUUCGAACGAUACGUUUGUGGAAAUCCUGAACACGAUCGACGAAUGCUUGGAAUACAUGAGGGUUAAUCCCGGGUUCAGUGAGGCCUUCGCUUACGGGGUGAAGUAUCGGAACUGUUUGUCCAAAGCAACGCAGAUGAUGCGAAACUACGUGAGCAACAUCCUGACGAAUGCCACGGCACAGAUUCUGGGGCCACAGCGAAGUGAAACAGGGAUGGAGCAGGGAUCGGAAGCGGCGUUCGCUUUGUACUACGGGAAGUUCCAGGCUUCGGCACCCAGGGUAAAGAGAAUUACAGGGAUGAUUGAGGGACGGCUGGAUCGAAGCGUGGAAUACGAACAGUUGCUGGCCGCCUUGCAUCAGCAGUUCCUGGCUAAUAGGGCAACGAUUAUGAGCUCAGGAGUGGAGCAAGCGAUCCGUGAUCUCAGUAAGAAGCACAAGGGAGACCACUGUGCACUGGUGCGAUCGGCAUGUGCCUUCAUGGUGCAUGUCUGCCAGGAUGAGCACCGGUUGUUCUUCCAGUUCUUCACCAAUUCAAGUCCCCAACUGACGGCAUAUAUGGAAGGGUUGUGCACUAUUUUAUAUGACACGCUUAGGCCAUUUAUCAUCAGGAUCGAUCAUUUGGAGACGUUGGCCGAAAUUUGCAGCAUUCUUCGGGUUGAAAUGCUCGAUGAACACGUUACCUAUAACCCCGAAUCGCUGGAAGCUUUCGCCAAAAUCGUCUACCAACUGCUGCAGGACGUCCAGGAGCGGAUCGGUUUCCGAGCGCAGAACUACCUGGAAUCAGACAUCCUUAACUAUCGCCCGUCCGCCGGCGAUCUUGCCUAUCCGGAGAAGCUGGAAAUGAUGGAAAGCAUAGCCCUGUCCCUGCAGGAGAACUAUCUCCGCCGCGCGGAUUCCCGCAGCUCCAUCGUGUCCAUGACUUCGCUGGCAUCGCAGGAAGUGGAAAGCAUCAACCAGCAGGCCGAACAGGCUUCGAAGUCCCGAGCCAGCAACUCGCCGGCCGACCUGCACGGCAUGUGGUACCCAACGGUGCGUCGGACAUUGGUCUGCCUUUCGAGGCUCUACCGUUGCAUAGAUCGGGCCAUCUUCCAGAGCUUGUCCCAACAGGCGCUGGCCUAUUGCAUCCAAAGCGUUUCAAACGCAGCAGCGCAGAUCAGCCAGAAGAAAACCAGCAUCGAUGGAGAACUGUUCGAGAUCAAGCAUCUGCUGAUUCUGCGGGAGCAAAUUGCGCCCUUCCGAGUCGACUUCACCGUCAAGGAGACCAGUCUGGAUUUCAGCAAGGUGAAAACGGCUGCCUUCGAGCUGCUGCAGAAGAGGAAGCAGUUGUUCGCGCUGGGGUCCAAUAACGCUUUGUUGGAGUUUUUGCUGGACGGAACACCUCAGGUCAAAGAGCAACUGUUGGAUUCCCGCAAAGACGUCGACCGUCAGCUGAAAAUGGUUUGCGAGAUGUUCAUCAAAGACGCGACCCGGCAACUGGUGGGACCCAUUCUGAACUUUAUCGACACCGCCCAGAACCACGUGAAGCAAAGUGCAGCAUCCGGAUCAAGCCAACCCGGUGCAAAGCAGCAACAGCAGCAAGGCCUCGCUCUGCGAAUGGCAGCGUUUGCUGCCCCACAGCAGAUCAGUUCCAUCAUUCAGGAAAGCAUUCGCAACAUAAAAACCAAACUGGGUGCACUGCAGCGAUCCAUGCAACUCUAUCUGGCCAACAAGGACACCGAAUUCAUUUUGUUCCGCCCGAUCCGGAACAACAUUAUCGGGUCGUUUGUCAAGCUGGAACAACUGCUGACCACCAAUUCGUACAGCAAAGAUGAUCUAACGGUCGUCAGUUGCCCCUCGGCGGAGCAGAUUUCGGUGCUGCUGUCGAGCGUCAAUCUGAGUGGCACUGUCGGGGCUGAGCCUUUCGGCGGAAUUCAGCGUAAGAUCAGUGCUUCCUCAAUGGGAGGCAAUGGAGGUGCUUCGGUCAAGCCGCCGAUUGAGAAGAAGGUAAGCUUCGAUAGUGGAGCCAAUACGGUGGUUCAAAUCGAGGCAGGUUCCGAGGCGGUUGAGGUAAGUGCGGAGGAAGCAUCUGUGGAGGAGGCGCUUGAAGGUAAGAUUGAGGCCGAGUAAGAUAUAUUGAUAAGGGAUGAUACAUUCUGUUAGUUGUUAUCUGAAGAGCAUGCAAUAUUUAAUAUAUCAAACUAUUGAAAUCAUU